AUGGGGAUACAAGUCGGAACAUCCGCAAACAGUUGUCUCUCCUUAUUGGUUGCUCUACUUCUCUUGUUCGUGGUAGUUCCAGAGGUUGCCUCCACUUCGUUGAUUCGAAAGAUGACAACCGACAACACUGGCAGCUUGAUGCCAACAAAGCAUACCACAAACGCUAGACAGCGACUGCGAACACACAAAAAGGGAGCAAUGGUGGAUGGACAUCGUAGGUGGCGGAAGCAUCUCCAGAGGGCUAGGCAAGGGCAACAGCAAAGAGAGCUCAGAAGCCGAGCAGGCCACAAGACAAGCCAACAAAUGGUCAGCAUCUUCAGAGAAGAGGAAAAGCCGAAUGGCGGUGAUAAUGCGAGGGAAAGAGGGGAGGGGGUGGAGAAUGAUGCAAAAGGGGAAAGUGAAAUAGCCAGAAACAAGGACAAAGGGGGGAAGGACAAAAAUAAACAAGAGCCCAACAGUGAAGAUCAAGCAGCCCUGGUGGAACUUCUCAACAGCAACCCAGUCAAUGCCUUUAUGGUCACACCCAAGGAGGCCGAGGCCUUGCCAAGCUCAGCCUAUUUCUUGACCAGGGAUCAAGUCACAGAAUUGCUCAAUUCAAGUCCUGAGCUGGCAAGACAAAAGACAUCAGACAAUCCUCUAGUGGCAGUGGUUCCCUUGGGUGCUACGGGAGUCGCUGCAGCCUUCACAGGAACUCUGAUUGGGGCUGGUGGCCUUGCGGCUAUUUUAUGCAUCACUGGGGCAAUUUGCCAACAAACACAAGAAGUUUCGGUGGAAACAAGUGGCAUGAUGACAUUCAAUGAUCUAGCUCGCACUCCAACUGAAGAGGAGGAAGCAGGGAUUGUCGUAGAAAUGGCCAAGUUCUAUCAACAAUUUAUUGCUCAAGCUGUUGGUGCUGUUGCCCCACAAUCACUCACAUUUGGAGAUGAACAACUUGAAACAACACCAACACAGUUUUUGAGAUUUGAGAUUGUUGAUUAUGACUUUAGCGCAACCACGACUGUCCGAAAAACAGCAACUGGAGAAGACAUCACUUGUGUAUCACAAAGUGACUUUGUGGGUCAAUCAGACUUUACCGUUUUCACGAGGAGGCAACGACGAUCACUGCAGACUACAGGUAAUGACAAAAUGGUGGAUACACAACUGGUUGAUCUUGCUAUUCAACAGGCAGAUCUAGAGAUCUUCCGAACCAUGUAUGCACCCAAUGCAGAACCAGAUGACAGUAUCUACCGAAGUUUGACAGCUGAUAGCGUGACUUUUGAAACAACAACGACUCCAGCACCAACAUCAUCAGAUCCAGCUGCAACACCUGUUCCCACUACCAAUGCUCCUACAACCCCACCACCAACAACCUCGCCAACUCCAGCACCAACUCCAAGUCCAACCACCAACACUCCCACAACUUCCAUACCAUCCCCCGACCCAACUCCAGAACCAACUACAAGUCCAACCACCAAUGCUCCUACAUCCCCACCUCCAACACCCAGUCCAACUCCAGCACCAACCCCUACUCCCACUACCAAUGCUCCUACAACCCCACCACCAACCACAUUGCCAACUCCAGCACCAACUCCCAGCCCAACCACCAAUGCUCCUACAUCCCCACCCCCAACACCCAGUCCAACUCCAGCACCCACUCCUAGUCCAACCACCAAUGUUCCUACAACCCCACCACCAACAACCUUGCCAACUCCAGCACCAAAUUCCAGUCCAACCACCAACACUCCCACCUCCACACCCAGUGCUCUGCCGGAGAAUACAAGAAGGACCGUAGGAGCAAGACUUGAGUACGGAUUCUUUGUUGGAACCCUCAUUCGGGAACCCUCAUUGGAGGAGUACUCAGGGCUGAUUGAGGUGACGGAGGACUUCUAUGAUAGAGUUCUUAGAUCUGCAUUCCCAGACAUUUACGAUUUUGACAGCGCUGCACUCUCAAAUGUCAUGGAUGAAUAUGAUGAAACAGAAACUAUGCCAGUUAUUGUGGACUUUGACCUCGUGGCCACAUUUGAUGCCAGUGAUGAUGAUACCCCGUCAGAAGAAACGAUUCUUUUAGUGAUGAAUGCAGCAAAUUACCAAAACUAUGUCCGGAAUUUUGUUUGGCAAGCUGAGCCAGAGGGGACAAUUUUUCGCCGCACUCUCGCCACAAGCUUUUCAGGAGAAGAUGGAACUCCUGUGUCAGAAGCACCAAGCGCCACGCCCACUGCUGGUCCAAGCACCCCACCCACAGCUGGGCCAACUCUCCCUGACGUGACUACCUUGACUGUGGGAGCAAGGCUUGGUUAUGGGUUCUUUCCAAGGCAAACCAUCCGAGAACCUACAUCAGAUGAGUACUCUGGUCUGUUUGAAGCUACAGAGGGCUAUUAUGACCGGUUUCUGAGAUCAGUAUUCCGAGACAAUUACCGUCCUGGCACUGCUUCUUUGGAAGAUAUCGAAGAAAUGUUUGAUGAAUCAGAAAUCCUCCCAGUUGUUGUUGACUUUGAUCUCAUUGUAACUUUUCUGGACAACGAGGACACACCUUCUGCUGAAGAUAUCCUUGAUCAAAUGAGAGAAGUAGAUUAUGAUACCUACAUUGAGACUUAUCUCUGGACUGCACCAGUGGGGAAAGAUAUUUUUGGCCAGACACAGACAGUAGAAUUUGCAGAAAGAGGUGGUGAGGUUCAACCUCCAACUUCAGCAGCACCCACUUCAGCAGCGCCCAGUAUAAUGCCAAGUGCACCAAUCCGCACGUUGGUCACAACCAAAAGAACUGUGGGUCGACAACUUGGACUUGAGUUCUUUCCUGGGACAUCAGGUCGGCGUCCAACAUUUGAGGAAUUCAGUGGUCUGUUUGAGGCCACCAGAGAAUUCUAUGACAGCAUUCUACUUUUGACAUACCCAGACAUUUAUGCUUCAGGCAGUAUUGAGAUGUUGAACAUUGAGGAAGAAUUCUAUUCUACACCAGUUCUCAAAGUCACUGUGGAUUUUGACCUUACUGCAACCUUUUCUGCAAAUGAUGCCACCGCUCCUUCCUCUCAACAGAUUGCUGAAGUGGUAAUGGCGGGAAAUUACCAAGACUACAUUGAAGAAUACGUUUGGAGUGCAGAGCCAAAAGGGACCAGUCUUUUCUAUUCCACAAACCAAGCAAGCUUGAGAGAAAGAGUGGUACCAAGUAAUGCACCAAGUACAGUGCCCAGUGCAAUGCCGCUCAUGUCUUUCCCCAGUACAUCUUACAUCACUGCUUUGGUGACCAGGAAACCAAGCGGUUAA
Messenger RNA from Seminavis robusta, 3240 nucleotides. The record is from the annotation of a GenBank genome assembly. NCBI's taxonomy places the organism in Eukaryota, Bacillariophyta, Bacillariophyceae, Naviculales, Naviculaceae.